AUGCACAAUAUAUAUGAUUAUAUAAAAAUCUGUCUGAACAAGACAGGGGGCAAAUCAGUAUUAUCUGUCUCCCAACACAAAAUAAAAAAGAUGAUUUUACUAAAUAUGUUCUCUGGUGGCUCAGGCGGUAAAGAAUCUGUCUACAAUGCGGGAGACCUGGGUUUGAUCCCUGUGUCGGGAAGAUUCCCUGGAGAAGGAAAUGGCAACCCACUCCAGUACUCUUGCCUAGAAAAUCCCAUGGACAGAGGAGCCUGGUGUCCAUGGGGUCGCAAAGAGUUGGACAUGACUGAGCAAAUUCACUAA
Molecule: messenger RNA, 303 nt
Organism: Rangifer tarandus platyrhynchus (Svalbard reindeer)
Lineage: Eukaryota; Metazoa; Chordata; Mammalia; Artiodactyla; Cervidae
Source: the annotation of a GenBank genome assembly